Molecule: messenger RNA, 1025 nt
Organism: Calliphora vicina (urban bluebottle blowfly)
Lineage: Eukaryota; Metazoa; Arthropoda; Insecta; Diptera; Calliphoridae
Product: putative gamma-glutamylcyclotransferase CG2811
Exons: 3
Coding region: 64-543 (159 amino acids)
Cellular component (GO): cytosol
Molecular function (GO): gamma-glutamylaminecyclotransferase activity
Source: RefSeq, a predicted model, not a curated record
AAAUGGGGCUAUAGUAAUUGAUAAAUAAUCUUAAUUUAGUCUAUUAACUAAUACAACACGAAAAUGUCCAAAUUAUCUGCAGAACUGUUAAAAGUUUUCGUUUACGGAACACUCAAACGUGGUGAACCUAAUCAUCACUGGCUGACGCGUAACGAAAAUGGUAUUGCACGUUUUGUGGGUGAAGGUAUGACAGUGGAACGAUUUCCACUCGUUGUUGGUACCCGCUACAAUAUACCCUUCCUUUUGGAUAAACGUGGAACGGGUAACAAUAUUAAGGGAGAAAUUUACGAAGUCGAUGAGAAAAUGUUUGCAAACUUGGAUAUUUUGGAAGAUUAUCCGGUAUACUAUGAUCGGGAAAUACAAACAAUAACAUUGAAUAACAAUGAGAGUGUUCAGUGUUGGCUGUAUUUAAUACGUACAUUUCCCGAGAAACUAUUGCAGAAAGAACAUUUAGCGGCGUAUCACAAUACAAAAGAGAAACCAUAUAGAGAAAGGUCCGAACGUGAUAUAAAUAUUAAAGCUACUGAUGAUUUGUCAUAUUAAGUAUGAAAUGUACAUCACACAGCAAAGUCAACAGUUAUUUGGAUAGUAACAAAGAUGACAUGUAUGAAGAUGACGAAGCUCCUCCUAAACCUUAAUACGUUUAUUUAAGUAAAAAGUGCAAUUCCAUUAAUUCAAUGUUUAUUAACAUUUUGUUUACAUUUAAACAAUUUUUUUCUAUUUUCUAUUAUUUUUGCUUAAUAUGUUGCUUAUUUUUUUUGUUUACGUUUCCAUUUAUUUACCCGUUUUUUUCGUUUUUGUUAUUCCAUCAUUUUUAUUAAAUAAUACAAAUAAGAAAUAAGAAUUAGUUUUUUUAAAAAAAAGCGGGCUUUUUGUAUUCAUGUUUACAUUGUGAGAAGAAUGUUUAACAAAAAACUGGCAUUUUGCUUUUUAAAAUCAAUCAACAUAAUUUGCAAAAGAAAAAAUGUAUUGAAUUUCAGCAGAAUUAAAAUAAAAUUAAAUUUAAAUGUUGGUUUAAAAAAAAA